AGCUUACAUUCUUGAACUGAUUACAUGAAACAAGUUUCUCGACUUGAAUGAUUGAAGCGCUCUUCUCAGAUCACUGCUGUUUGUGACCAGUGCGUGUGUUAUAGCAUCAUUAAAAAGCGUUGCUUGGUUUACGCAGGCCCCAGGGGGCCAAGGCCCCGAGGCGUAACGUUUAGGAAGAAUGGACCCGCUUUCAGUGUUGCGCGACUUCAACACUUCAGAUAGGCUUCAUCUAGUACAGCACCUGGAAGGAAAUGUUCAGUUCGGAGACAGAUACAACUUCCCGGCCAGCACGCCGGUGUACAAGAAGGCUGGCGCCUCCGCAUAUUACACGCUGCACGAUGUCUUGUUUUACCUUAAGAACCGACAGCUCAAGCCCCAGGAGUACGUCAUGGCUGCAAGCCAGGCGGGGCUUGGGAUCGUUAACAUUAUGGACCGCAAGAAAAUGCUGGAGGUGUUGGACGGGCUCACGGUGCUAGACCCCUCGCUAGUGCCCGUGGGUGUGGUGGUGCCGCUGCCGCAGCAGCGCCCGGCGGCGGUGGCAGCCGAGGAGCCACAGGCCAAGCGGCAAAAGGUCGCGGACGACGAGACGUCGGCCAUGCGGGGGCUCAUGGAGCAGGAGCGGCAGCUGCGCAACCGCAACACUAUGCUGGUCGCCCCGCACAAGGACUUCCGCAAGGUGCUGGAGGUGGUGGCCAACGCCAAGAAGCAGGCGCACAAGCAGGCGGCGGCGGCGGCAGCGACCAAGCAGGCGACGGCGAGCAAGCAGGCGGUGGCAACCAAGCAGCCAGCGGCCUCGCGGCCAGGCAGCCAGCCACAGAGCCAGGGCCCGGGCGCGUCCUCGUCCUCCCGCUACGGCCGCGACAACACCGCCGACCAGCUCAAAGCCAUGGGCGGCGGCAAGGUGGGCAUUGACAUGUAUGGAACCUCCGGCAGUCGCGCCGCGGCGGCGCCGCCUCCACCACCACCACCGGCGGCUGCCGCUGGGUACGUGCCGGUGCGCAAGAGUGGCUCCUCCUCAGCGGUGCCACCACCACCCAGCUCCGGCUCCAAGUCGGGCAAGCCGGCACCUGCGGCGGCGCCAGCGUCAGGCAAGGGCUCGGGCAAGGAGGGCGCCAAGAAAGGCGGCGUGCCCAUCAUCAUUGUGCCCUCAGGCAUGACGUCGCUCAUCAACAUGCACAAUGCGCGGUCGUUCCUGGAGGAGGGCCUGUUCAUGCCCACGCAGCAGGCGAUUGCGGCAGCAGGUGGCGCGCCCAAGCCGACUCAGAUCACCAUCCGGCGCACGGCGCACCGGCAGGCACCUGUGGAGUACCAGGUGACGGACAAGCCGCCCGCCAAGGACAGUCCGGACUGGGAGCGGGUGGCGGCGGUGGUCGUACAGGGCGCCAAGUGGCAGUUCAAGGACUGGCCGCACAAGGGCGCCAAGGACGGCGACCUGGUGGACGCGCUGGGCAAGGUGUGCGGCUUCUUCGUGCACUUCAGCGACGAGAAGGUGGCUCAGCCGGUGUCGGACUGGAACGUGCGCACGGUGCCGCUGCACCGCGAGAGCCGGCACAAGGACAUGACGGCCAUGUUGGAGCUGUUCAGGCACCUGGACGUGUUCCUGCAGGCAAAGCGGAGUCCGCUGGCGUACUGAGCUGCGCACGGGCCGGCGCAGUGAGAGUGUUUGAGUGCGCGCUUUUAUGUGAAUUCGGGCGUCCAAGCUGAGGAUGCGGGGCGCAAUUGGCGGAGCAAAUAGCCAGAGAUGCCGAAUGCUUAGAUGGAUUUCUGUGAUCGUUAAUCGAGCCAGUGCCGGCAGCCGUUGCCUCUGCCAAGGCGGCUGCGGUAUUUUGGCUUGGGUGUGUCAGUUAGUCCACUUUCCCGGUGCUCGUGGCAGGAGAUGGGAGCGGCCGCCUCGAAUGUUGUGCUGGCACCGCGCUGACAUGCUGAGUACAGGCACAAGGAGGAGGUGGAUUGGUGGGGGAAAGCAUGACCGAGACUGGAUCGAGCGGGAUGUUGCAAGGCAGGGACGGCCACUUUACUUCAAUCU
This is a messenger RNA of Chlamydomonas reinhardtii, 2026 nucleotides long. RefSeq lists its product as uncharacterized. Gene Ontology annotation, biological process: transcription elongation by RNA polymerase II; positive regulation of transcription elongation by RNA polymerase II. Gene Ontology annotation, molecular function: RNA polymerase II complex binding. The coding region runs from base 179 to 1633 and encodes 484 amino acids. The transcript has 11 exons. NCBI's taxonomy places the organism in Eukaryota, Viridiplantae, Chlorophyta, Chlorophyceae, Chlamydomonadales, Chlamydomonadaceae. Gene Ontology annotation, cellular component: Cdc73/Paf1 complex. The record is from RefSeq and is a predicted model, not a curated record.